AUGGAGACGGGACCCCAGGCGGGGCCAUCCCCGUGCUCCACUGCAUCCCACCCGCCCGCGGUGGAGGAUGACUUCCAGUUCGUCCUCUGCGAGGGCUGCCGGCAGGAAUCGCCCAACCUCAAGCUCCUCACCUGCCUCCACACCUUGUGCCUCGAGUGCCUGAGCGAGAACAAGCCCGUUGGGCAGUGCCCCGUGUGCCGGACGGCCAUCCCGCAGGCCAGCGGCAUCCCCGACAUGGACAAUCUGCUCUUCAGCAACCUGCAGGCCAGGCUCAACAUCUACAAGAAGAUCAGCAACAGCGGUGGCCCGAGCUGCAGCCGGUGCCGGGGGGAAGCGGUGGCGGUGUGGUGCUCCGAGUGCGAGGAGUUCCUCUGCACCAAGUGCUUCGACGACCACCAGUGGUUCUUCAAGAAGAGGAGCCAUGAGGCCAGGAGGGUGGAGGACCUUCGCGCUGAGUCAGCCCAUCGGUUCCUGGAAGACACCAGAAAGUCCUGCAACCUCUUUUGCUCCAGUCCCAGUCAUGCCAACCAGGGCCACAUCUCCAGCAUCUACUGCAAGAAGUGCGAGAAGGCGCUGUGCUGCUCGUGCGCGCUGCUGGACAGCCAGCACGCCCCGUUCUGCGAUGUCCGCAGCGAGACCCGGCGCAGGCAGGAGGAGCUGGGCACCAUCAGCCGGGAGCUGAAGCAGAAGAGAAGCAUCUUCGAGGCCACCUUCACAGCGCUGCAGGACGAGGCGGCGCGGCUGGAGGAGGCGCAGCGGGAGAUGCGGGAGCUGAUCCGGCAGCGCGUGGAGCAGCUGGUGCGGCUGAUCCGUCGGGAGGAAGAGGAGCUGCUGGGGCUGGUGGAGGCGCGGCAGGAGCAGGGCCGCCGGGAGCUGGCGAGGGAGCUGCAGAGCAUGGAGGGGGGGCUGCGGCGGGCGGGGGGCGGCGGGCGGGGGCGCUGGUGGAGCGCGUCACCGGGCACCCAGCCUCUGCUGGUGCGGUGGGCACCCUCCGAUCUCUCCCAAGGACGGGAUGCAGCUACCAAUUCCCAAGCUGUCCCCAUGGUCGAGGUGGCGCUGGAGAACGACCUGCAAGAGGAGCCAGUCCAGCCCGAGAGCCAGAGCAUCUUGCCCACCUUCACCAUCAACCUGGAGGAGAUGCAGAUAGGCCCGGCUCUCCCCGUCACCGCAUGGCCCAGGCGGAGGUCACACAGCACGGAAAGCGACAGCCAGGUCUCACCCAAGAUACUGAAGCUGGAGUGCAACACACCGAUCCCCAGCGACCCCAGUUCAAACCAGUGCGAUGACAGAGGGGGGCCCAGCACCUCCGCACCGCGCCAGAACUGCAGCAGCAUCCUUGCCACCAGCAGCCACGCUAAUGAUGCAGAAGACACCAGCAUCAUCAUCUGCAGCUCGGAGGACAGCGAGGAAGACACACCGGCUUCCAGCAAGCCCAAGGACAUCAAGCAACCCUCCAGCCCCACGUGGUCUGGGAGCGGCACCUCACCCCACCACAGCCCUAGCCCCACCAGCCCCUGGGAUGACGAGUCGGAGCAGAGCACCUUGGUGUUCCUCAGCUUGAAGGUUGACCAGAAAACCCAGCACAUCAUGGAGGUGGCAGCAGCCAACGGAGAGCACACCUUGAAGACGCUGAUUCAGACGCCCGAGUCGGUGCUGGCGCUGCUCUCAGAGGGUGUCCCCAUGGAGGUGGCAAUACAGCACCUCCUCUGGUACCUCUCCCCGCUCCCCAGGCCCAUCCUCAUCGUCUAUAACUUCUGGGCACCGGAGCUACCCACUCUCCUUAAAGCCCUGGAUACCACUGGCAGGAAAGUGGACUUCUGCCAUAUGGUGGGUGGUUACGUGGAUAUGUUGUCCUUGAUCAAAGAAAAGCUGCCCAAGGCCCCUGCCUACAAGCUGAAGAACCUGCUGAGAAGGCAUCUGCAGCAGCAGCUCAACCAGGGCAGCGCGCUGGCCAUGGCCAAGGCCUUGCAGGAACUUUGGGGAGCCCUUGAGCUCCCUGCCCAUGCUGACGCGGGGAUGACGCUCACCCACUGCAACCUGCAGAGCUACACCGUCCUGCAGUCCCUGGUGCAGGAGAAGCUGCUCACCAGGAAAGCGGCCAAGAUCCUGGCCCGGCGAAACCUCAUCCUCUGGGAGCUGGAAGAGGUGUGA
Opisthocomus hoazin is the source of this 2151-nucleotide messenger RNA. The record is from RefSeq and is a predicted model, not a curated record. Lineage: Eukaryota; Metazoa; Chordata; Aves; Opisthocomiformes; Opisthocomidae.